AUGAACUGUGAAGUUUUAAUUCUUCUUUGCAGUCUUUGUGUGUCUGUAGCAUCUACUGACCUCAUUAGAAGGACGGACCUGGGCUUGGUUCAAGGGACAUUAGAACAAUGGGACAACAGAACUGUGGAAUGCUACCUUGGGAUCCCUUAUGCUGCACCUCCAGUGAAUCUCCUUCGAUUCCAACCUCCCCAGCCACAUCCUGGUUGGAAUGACACGCUGAAUGCAACUGAAUUUGGACCCAUGUGCCCUCAGGAACUUCUAACACUUGGUCAAGUAGCUGGUAAUGAAGACUGCCUCAAGUUAAAUAUCUAUGUGCCCUAUAAAAAGAUUAAUUCAAGCAAACUGCUAAUAGUGAUGGUGUGGCUUCAUGGAGGAGCCUUUGUCCUUGGAUCUGGAAAUUACAAGGCUCAUGUGCUAGCCGACUUUGGACAAGUUAUUGUGGUUACAAUCAAUUACCGGUUAGGGGUGUUUGGGUUUCUUUCCACAGGAGACAGUGCAGCUGUUGGCAAUAGUGGGCUACUUGACCAACACUUUGCUAUUUCAUGGAUAAAGGCCAAUAUCAGAAAUUUUGGUGGUAAUCCAGAGGAUAUUGUCAUAUUUGGACAGUCUGCAGGAGGAGCUAGUGUUGGAUUACAAUGUCUGUCACCUCUCAACACAGGGCUCUUCAAACGAGCAAUUUUACAGAGUGGGGUUGCUCUUGCACCCUGGGCUGUAAGGUUGGAUGACCCUUCCAUCUGGGCUGAGAAACUUGCCUCUAUAUUAUUUUGUCCAGUGAAUGAUAGUUUGAGGCUGAUCAGCUGUCUGCAGGAGAAACAAACAGUGGAGCUCGUGAAAGGUGCGAUGAAGUUGCACGACUUUAAUUUUUCAUUCGGUCCGACAGUGGGUGGUUCAUUUCUCCCUAAACCACCACAAGAACUGUCUGGAAACAUGAGCUUAGUCAGCCGAUUCACCUACUUGGCUGGUGUUAACAGUCACGAGGGAAGCUUGGCUUGGCCACAACUAAAGAAGAUCGAAACACAAGCUGAUUUUGUUAACUUCACAUCAUCUUUUCUCCAACUAACAGCUGAUAAAGUGGCAACGGUGUCUGACACCAUAUUGUGGGAAUACAAGAAUUGGAAAGACAGCAGUUCAUUUCACCUUCAGAAGCAAGCACUUGAGGUAGUUGGUGAUGCAGGUUUUGUAGCACCACUGGUAACGACAAGUGAAUUCAUGGCUAAAGCCACGAAAGAUGUUUACAUUUAUUACUUUACCAGACACCCAAAUGCAUCUGUGUCCCCUGAGUGGAUAGAAGCAGGGCAUGGAGAUGAACUUGUGUUUGUAUUUGGACUCCCAAUAAUGGGAGGACCUCUGGUAGGAAAAGAAGAACAUGAUCUGAGUCAACAAAUAAUGUCCUACUGGACAAAUUUUGCUAAAACUGGUGCAGUUGAACUUAUUGCAAUAAGUGAGGACAGUAUGAUAGCUGAAAUGAAGAUGGAUUUUUCAGCUGCAUUGGGCUUGCAGCAAUUCUAUGAUGGAAUAUCAACUGAAUAA
This is a messenger RNA of Hemiscyllium ocellatum (epaulette shark), 1530 nucleotides long. RefSeq names its product bile salt-activated lipase-like. Bases 1 to 1530 code for a protein of 509 amino acids. Gene Ontology annotation, cellular component: synapse; cell surface. Gene Ontology annotation, biological process: modulation of chemical synaptic transmission; postsynaptic membrane assembly; neuron cell-cell adhesion. Gene Ontology annotation, molecular function: signaling receptor activity; neurexin family protein binding. The transcript is spliced from 2 exons. The record is from RefSeq and is a predicted model, not a curated record. NCBI's taxonomy places the organism in Eukaryota, Metazoa, Chordata, Chondrichthyes, Orectolobiformes, Hemiscylliidae.